AGGUGGGAUAGAGAUUUCAUAGUCAAAUUAGACGUCUGCCGCCCUCACCUACCGUAGUCCAAGUGGGCAGAUCGGUCACCGCGCUUCAAGGGAGUGUCAGUGACAGUUGCAGCAAAACUUGCAACGCGGUCAUCGAAUAGUUAACGAUAACGAAGUGGUACUUUCGAAACUUUCCUCUGCUCGAGACACCAGAGUCGAAUAUCCGAGCGUCGGAUUCACAGAACCGAAAACGAUCUGUGCUAAUAUCCACAUACCUUGGACGAUGAGGGACUCUAUACAAUGGACUCGAGGGCUCCAGCUCGUCAACCUGCUGGGAGUCACUCAUCUUGCCGGCUACCAAUUCGGGACGGACAAGAUUGCCAUGCACAGCAUCCUAAAACUCAAUGACAAGGACACCAUCGUAAAGCUCUGGUUCCGGGGAUGGGACUUUGGACGUGUAUACGGCCCCGCAAUGGUCGUCGGCACGGCCGCCGUUUUUGGCUUCCUGGCAUGGAACGACGGCAUUGCAAGUCCGGCGUUUCCUUUCAACCUCGCAGCCGGACUCCUGAUGGGGGCCGUCGGGCCGUACACACACUUCAGGGUCUUCCCCGUCAACGACAAGCUCUUGGAGGAGCAUCGAAUUGUUAUCAAGGCGGAAAAGACGGAUGAGCGAGCAGAGGGGGCGAGUCUCGAGGCUGUUCGAGUAUGGGCUGCUGAUUGGAAGAGACUCGACAUACAUCGACAACUGCUCGCAUAUCUUGCUGCGGGGGCUGGACUGAUGGCUGUUCUCAGAUCUUGAGUUGCUGUUGAACCGAUUGGCGACUGAGGAUAUACUCGAUGGUGGGGGAGAGUUGAGACGAUGUUACAGUCAUGAAUUACGACGAACGAAGUCUCCCGAAUACGAACGGAUACGAUUAGUACGAAGAACUUGCCGAACCUGUUCUAUUAAAAAGAAUACUUGAAUAAACAAGUGACCUGGUACAAGACGAGACACUCAAACGAUAAGCGCAGAUUGAUUCAAGUCCAUCGUCACACAAUCUCUGGUACUCGCAAAUUUCGUGGCAUCCGCCACAUGUCGACAUGGACUCAAGGUCUGAAUUCGAAGAAAUCCCCCGAGCGUCCUUCGAGGUUUAGCGAAAGCGAUGCGAAAUGUUGAGGAUCCCCAACUUCCCCGUCGACAGACGAUACUCAAAGUACGAAUCGAACGGUUUCGACUGUCGCGCGUUUCCGUUCCGUGAAGCUGUUCACAUAGUCUUGACCUCAACAUGGACUUGCUCUUUUCGCUAGCGAUGC
Colletotrichum phormii is the source of this 1272-nucleotide messenger RNA. RefSeq lists its product as uncharacterized. Lineage: Eukaryota; Fungi; Ascomycota; Sordariomycetes; Glomerellales; Glomerellaceae. The transcript is spliced from 3 exons. Bases 263 to 778 code for a protein of 171 amino acids. The record is from RefSeq and is a predicted model, not a curated record.